Suillus subaureus is the source of this 453-nucleotide messenger RNA. RefSeq lists its product as uncharacterized. The annotation marks the transcript as partial. Lineage: Eukaryota; Fungi; Basidiomycota; Agaricomycetes; Boletales; Suillaceae. The record is from RefSeq and is a predicted model, not a curated record. The transcript has a single exon.
GCCAUUGCAACAGUGGCACUCAGGGUGAUACAUCCUGAGCAGUAUUGGGCAGGUUUGCAAGCCUUUUCAAGCCUCAGAGAAAAGGCAGAAAGCAAGGAACUGCCAAAGAUGUCAGAGACUCUCCAGUACUGGGCAUCCAUAUUUAACAGCCCAUCUGUCAUUUCCAAUUGGGAAACCCCCAAUCAUCAAGACCAUUUAUCUAUUCCUGAAUGCUUCAACAUUCUCACUACUGUGGGGAAUUAUUCUAAUGCUUGGAUGAGUAUGCCAAGCCUUCAGCUGGAGUUCAGGUACAAUCCAGGUUGCAUGAUUGUGUUUUCCAGAAGGAUUGUGAGACAUGGGGUUCAUGCAGUGGAAGGGGAUUGGAUUGCUUGGGCAUGGUAUAUGAGGGAUUCUGUUCAUGUUUAUGCCAGGGUUCUGUCAUGUGGAUGGGCUAGGGUGGAUCACAAACAGUGA